Ixodes scapularis (black-legged tick) is the source of this 1423-nucleotide messenger RNA. Its product is annotated as glycine-rich cell wall structural protein. The coding region runs from base 1 to 1263 and encodes 420 amino acids. NCBI's taxonomy places the organism in Eukaryota, Metazoa, Arthropoda, Arachnida, Ixodida, Ixodidae. The transcript is spliced from 3 exons. Gene Ontology annotation, molecular function: structural constituent of chitin-based larval cuticle. The record is from RefSeq and is a predicted model, not a curated record. Gene Ontology annotation, cellular component: chitin-based extracellular matrix.
AUGUGGAAGUUAACGAUCUCGACCCUCUGCUUUGCCGCUCUGGUUAACGCCGGCAACCUUCGCGGUGGCGGUGGCUUCGGAGGCGGAGGCUUCGGAGGCGGAGGAUUCGGCGGAGGUGGCCACCAUGGCGGUGGCGGAUUCGGCGGAGGAGGCCUCGGAGGUGGACACCACGGUGGCGGCGGAUUUGGUGGAGGUGGUCUCGGAGGUGGUGGACUCGGAGGUGGUGGACUCGGAGGCGGAUUCGGUGGUCACCAUGGCGGUGGCUUGGGAGGCGGCCUCGGCGGCGGCUUCGGUGGCGGUCACCAUGGUGGCGGCGGAUUCGGAGGUGGCGGACGAGGUGGUUACGGAGGUGGCUUCUCCAGUGGCCUCGGCGGUGGCUACCGCGGCGGAGGUGGCGGCUACGGAGGCGGAGGAUACGGGGGCGGCAGGUACGUGGACGAGUCGCCGAAGCCCUACCAGUUCGGCUACGACGCACAAGGUCCCGACGGCUCCAGCUCUCGCCAAGAGACCUCCGACGGAAGCGGCAGGGUUCAGGGGAGCUACACCAUCACCACCGCCGACGGACUUCAGAGGAAAGUGAAGUACGCCGCCGACGAAGGCGGCUUCCGCGCGCGUGUCGACACCAACGAACCAGGCACCACCAACGACAGUCCCGCUGACGUGACCCUCCAGUCGUCGGCACCAUCGCCCGCCGAGCUGUCCGCUCAGUACACGGCUUCCAGGGGCUACGGCCGUGGAGGCGGCGGCUACGGGGGCGGCGGCUACGGAGGCGCCGGCGCCGGCUACGGAGGCGGCAGGUUCGGAGGCGGAUACGGAGGUGGUCACCACGGUGGAUACGGAGGUGGAGGCUACGGUGGUGGACGCGGUGGAUUUGGAGGAGGACUCGGUGGUGGAGCCGGUGGUCUCGGUGGCCUCGGAGGCGGACACGGAGGCUUCGGAGGCGGAGCCGGUGGAUUCGGGAGAGGAGGCGGAGGCGGAGGCUUCGGCGGACCGGCAGGCGGAGGUGUCACCGUGAGCGCCUUCAAGGUCCACCACGGCGGAGGAGGUGCCGGAGGAUACGGCGGCUUGGGAGGUGGCGGGGGUUACCGCGGAGGUGGAGGAGGCGGCUACGGAGGUGCCGGAGGUUUCGGGGGCUCUGGAGGCUACGGUGGAUCCGGGGGCUUCGGUGGUGCCGGGGGCUACGGAGGUGCCGGAGGUUUUGGCGGUGGAAAGUAUGGCGGUGGCGCUGGAGGUGCCGGCGGCGGCGGUGGCUGGAAGUGGUGAUAAGGGUGCAGAGUUUGUGAGACUUUCAGAUGUGUGAAUGCGAAACUCUUUCGUCUUCCUGCGGUUCUGUUUGUUUGUUUUGUUUUGUCUGCGUGUUAUAGGUCGUUUGUCCCAUAGAUGUCUGUGAUGUGUUGUACGUAUACGGCUUGGGUCUGUUCAA